This is a messenger RNA of Thamnophis elegans (Western terrestrial garter snake), 3788 nucleotides long. RefSeq lists its product as uncharacterized. NCBI's taxonomy places the organism in Eukaryota, Metazoa, Chordata, Lepidosauria, Squamata, Natricidae. The coding region runs from base 205 to 3426 and encodes 1073 amino acids. The transcript has 14 exons. The record is from RefSeq and is a predicted model, not a curated record.
GGUGGGCAGGGCACGCAGUGGAAACCUGAGCGAGAUGCGCCUUGCGACGCCUGGCAAGCCCUUCCUUUCCCCCGGAGAAGGGUUUGCAUGCGGACGGUUCUUCUUUCCUUGGUGGCGCGCUUUUCUCCUUCGAGCGAGAAAGACCUCUUGGGAAGCAGAUCAGAUUAUUUAGCUGCUGAAGAAUAGCUCGUCUCUGCCGUCGUCAUGGGAUCUGGUUUGAUCUAUGCAUCUGUGCUCCUCCUGUGCUUCUGGUUACGUGAAGGGAAUUCACAGAACCUCAUCAAUGACCAAAAGAUGAAGACGACCCUCCUGAUCAAUGAGGUCAACGCAGAUAAUCCAGGAGAUGACACCAUGGAGUAUUUGGAACUCUACCAUGUCAGCGGACAAAGAGUCGCUUUGAACGGAUAUCAUUUAGUCCUCUACAACGGGAAGGGAAAUGUAGCCUACAAAGUCUUGGAUCUUGGCAACCUUUUCACAGAUGACCAGGGUUUUCUCCUGGUUGGGUCUGGCAACCUUGUCCCAAGGCCAGCUAUCAUCCUCCCGAAGGGCAGCAUCCAGAACGGGCCGGAUGCAAUUGCUCUCUAUUUUGGGAGGUCGAACUUGUACGUAGGCAUGCCUGUAAACAAUGAAAAUUUGGUAGAUGCUUUGGUUCAUAAAUCUAACAAAAGGGACAAAGCUGAUGAGUUGGUUCGCGUUCUGACCCCUGGCACAGAACCUUUCUUAGAGGACCCUUCAUUCCGGAUCACCGAUGAUGAGUCUAUGGAGAGGUGCCAAGGGAUGGAUUCUCAAAGGUUCUUCCAACUAGGGGCACCAACUCCAGGCUCAGAUAACCACUGCAUUCCUUUCUCACAGCUGAACGCCUCCGUUGGACUGAUCAAUGAGGUUAAGUUGGCCUCCUUUCCUGGAGACGCUGAGUUUGUGGAGCUCCAAGGCCACCCUUCCGUAGAGGUGAAGGACCUGGUGCUGGUGCUGGUGGAAGGAAGCACCCAAAAGAUCUACUCUGUCAUGGAGGUCAAGGGUGAAACGUCUCCUGAUGGGUUACUUCUGUUGGGUUCAGGACUGUCCAAAAUUCCAGAGGGCGCAGCUCACUUUCAGAAUUUCACUUUCCACCAGAAUUCCAGCACCACCUCCCUUCUCAAAGCAGGAACCAACGCCAUUGCCCUCUAUGGUGGGUCCAUCAGCCACUUUGUGGUGGGCUCCAGAAUCACGUCGACACCAGCUCUUCUGGAUGCCUUGGUGUACACAAUGGUGGAGCAGCUGGGUUCGGAGCUGCUGGACAUCUUGAGCCCUGGGAAGCCUCCCUUCUACGUGAGCAAACAAUCCCAGGCGGCUGGUGCAUCUGUCAGCCGGUGCCUCUGCUGCUCCGUCUCCGGCGAUUCCUCCUCUUAUGCCCUCACCAAGCCCACACCUUUGCAGUUCAACGACUGCCCGAAGAUGCGCUUUAGCCAAAAAGUUUCCUUUUGUUUUCACGUAACAGAUUGCCAACUGAAACCUCAGGACGAAAGCACGAUACAGAGAGUUUUGGCCCAGUCUCUAGAGAAACGAUGCAACUGCAGCUUUUCCCCAGCGUAUUUCAAAGAUCCUGUUUUAACCUGUGAAGGCAGAGAAAUGACUUUCACUGCCGUCAUGAGUGCCCGGUCAACAGACCAGCUGGACCGUGAGUUGCAGUCCCUCUCAAUGAUGGAGAAGAGUGAAGAACGGUUUCGUUUUGGAAACCAGAACAACAGUAUGGCGAUGAAGACUUGUUCAAGCAGUGCAGAUGGGACAGGCACACCUCCAGAUGUAACUUCAGAAGAACCACAGACAACUGGAGAGCCUCCAACUCCAGCCCUGGAGUUGCUUAUCAACGAAAUUAACGCGGACAAUCCUGGCUCUCGAGAAGACACGGAAUACAUUGAGCUCUUCUACCCAGGACAUGCACCGUUUUCACUCAAGAAUUACUGGCUCGUUCUGUACAACGGCAAGAACAACUUAGCUUACCAAGUCUUGAACCUGACGGGCUACUCAACCAACGAGCGGGGCUACUUCCUGGUAGGGAGUGCUGGAGUGACCCCCAAGCCUUCGCUCCUCUUGCCAGAUUCCACCAUCCAAAAUGGCGUAGACGCGGUGGGGCUCUACCGCAGCGCCAACCCUGUCUAUAAAAAUGACAUGCAGGUGACAGUCGACGGGCUGGUUGAUGCUGUGGUGUACCGAGCCCGUGGUGCACAGAAAGCGGACAAGCUCGUGGCUCUUCUCACUCCUGGGCAGCAUAUCCUCCAUGAAAAUGACUCUCAUAGCACCGAGGACGAGUCCCUCAGCCGAUGCCUCAGCCUGAAGCCCAGAGAUCCCAAGAGCUUCCAGUUGACUGAAAUAACGCCUCUUGGGGAAAACGCUUGCGUGUCCUUCAACUUGAAUCUCUCCAAAGAGGGGAUCCAUAAUUCUUCAGCCGUCAUCAGCGAAGUGGGCCUGGCCAACGACUCGUUUCUAUACAAGUUCAUUGAGCUGAAAGGGAAUCCCGGAGACAGCUUGAAAAAAUACACAUUGCACUUCUUCGGAAAACAUAGCCGGCCAUACAACAGCAUCCACCUGCAAGGAAAAUUUGGAAGCGGGGGUCUUUUCAUCAUCAUGCCAGGGCCAGUGUCCCUAAGUGAUAAGCCUGAUGAGCAGUUGGUGAUGCCCACUCUCUGGAAUCGUCCAUUCCCGAAGCAGGAGACCCUAACUGUAGCCCUAUUCAGCCGGAAAGUACGACUUCAAUAUGGCACUCCAAAUAUGGCUGAGAAACUAGAAGAUAGUUGGACAUGGAACCCUGAUGCAGUCUCCCAAAUACCCUCUAUGUCUGGGAAAAGAGAAAGAAUCUGGUCAUUGAGUUACUGCCCUUUUUGCAAGGAAAACUUUCUCAUCUCCAACCCCACCCCAGGGAUGGAGAACAGUUGUCCACAAGAGUCUCUGUCCUUGGAUCUUAGGAUGUGCCUAUGGACACCAAACUGUUCCUUCUGGCUUCAAAAUCCACAGCUACAAGCUCACUUCCAGCAGACACUAGUGAGAUCCAUGGAAGAUACCUGUUUAUGUGCGAUCUCUCUCUGCGCUCUGCAAGAACUGAAUUUCACCUGCUCAGAGACCACCUUGAAACUGUCCGGUCGUAUGCUGGCCAGGUCACCGGAAGAGCGGCAGCUCCUUAUCCAAUGGCAACAGAAUUUCUCCUUACAUUCCCACCCAUAUUCUGUGGAUGGGAUAGUCCUCAGAAAUAAUGCACCCUGCGCAUCUUCUAGUGAAGGGGUACCAAUAUCUAAAGCUCCGUUUCAAGCCUGGGAAAUUGCUUCUUUGACCUUGGGUUCCAUGUUUCUCAUACUGCUGUUAAUCGGGGGAACUGUCUAUUGUAUAAAAAGACCACAGAAUUACAAUAACAUUGAAUUGAAUGAUCGCUGUGAGAUUCUUUCAGCCAUCUGACUCUACCAGGAAGUGCCUCCGGCUAUUUUGGGAUCUAACAAAGAGGUAAAUCUCAGAAGAAGGUUCCAGCCAACUGACCGCCGUGUCAACGGAUUAAAUUCCCGGAGUAUUUAUUUAUUUUGAGGAGGAUGUUUUUAUGUGUGUGAGAAAACCUACCUCUUUGUCUCUAUAAGCAUAUCUCACUGCCAGGUUGGGUGAAAAAUUGGUGGAGGUGCCAUGAUAUUUCCCCCACCCAACAUAAAAAAAUGUGUAGCCAAAUUUCCUCCUCCCUAAUUUAUCAGUGGGAGGUAAAGUGCUCUGCUCAUCACAAUCAGGGAAAGAGGGAGAGGGGGAGAGAGGGGGAGAGAGAGAGAGGGAGAGGG